Messenger RNA from Astrephomene gubernaculifera, 1513 nucleotides. NCBI's taxonomy places the organism in Eukaryota, Viridiplantae, Chlorophyta, Chlorophyceae, Chlamydomonadales, Astrephomenaceae. The record is from the annotation of a GenBank genome assembly.
GUGUAAGGGGUUGGUCACGUAUUUGACUGAAACGCACUGACGAACGCGGUUACAACCUAUCGAUCCAAUCUUCCAAGCGGACGGUGUUCCGUGCGCCAGCGGACUUUUGACAUCUGCUUUGCAUCCAUAAAGCAACCGUGUAUUUGGUUUACUUAUAUCAUUUUAGGGAGCCCUUAGUCGACAAGGCUCCUGACACUCUUUCCUUGUCAUCUUCAUCCUUUGCACACCCGGCGACUAACGGACCGCGCGCACUCGUCCCCUAGAGCGCAGCUCAGUAAAGCUUUUAUCUUUAGGGAAGAUGGAAUCUCUUCGGUGCCCGCAGCGGCGCCUUACGCAGGGCGCACCGCUGCGGUCUGCAGUCGUCUGUCCCGCUGUGCGCAUGGUGCAUGGUCGCCGACCUUUACAGAUUGCAGCUGCUGCGUACCAACCCACGUUGGCUGCGGCAUCAGUUGUGUCGGCAGUGACGCCAGUUCACGUAUCUACUCCCUCGGGGGGCAUGGAGCGUGUUGUCCCGGAGCUGGACCCCAAAUCAUUUUAUGACUUCAUCUCAGGCGAUGCACUGUGUGUGGUGGAUUACUACUCAGAUUGGUGUGGUCCUUGCCAACUGAUGCACAAGGAACUCGAUAAGCUUACGGCAGCAUUCAAGAGCGUGCGCUUCGCAAAGAUCAACUGCGGUCACUGUCCGGAGUUCAGCACCCGUCAGCGCAUCCGUUCGCUUCCGACGUUCCGGCUGUACUACAAAGGGACAUGCUUGGACGAGAUUACGGGUGCUAAGCCGAUGCAGCUGCGGCAGUUGCUAACGCACUACAUCUGUAUGACGUCCAUUUCCCGAUAAGAGCGGUACGGCUUGUACGGCAUGCACCCCGCCCAAGCAAUGCAGAGGGCUUAGCAAUGCUGGGUUACUCCGGCAAGUUUGGCUUACCUGAGCGGGCAGGCAGCCAACCGAGAUGGCAAGUAGCCCCGGCUCCACUGCUAGUGAGGCUCGAGCCAACUGCAGCUCACCUACUAGCCCGGCGGUCAGUUGGGACUAGGAGGAUCAAAAGAAAUGCUGCUCAUGUAGGUGACCUGUUUUGAUUGCGGGGUCUGCAAGGGCAAUAAUACGUUGCCAAUUCGCGUUGCAACCUUAUGGUGCAGCAGCGGCCGCAGCAACAGCCGUGGCGGCAGCUGCAUCUUGGAGCUGGUGAUGGUGGUACCGUUACCGCUGCUGCUAUUCCUAAAUAGACGUGCCUGUUGUCUCGGAGAGUUUUAGAUGCUGCUAACCCUUUUAUAGGUAUUGAGAUAGUCUACUAGAUCCUAAACAACUAACGGGAUAUUUUAUGACACCUUGUUCCGUUGCGUUGCAAGAUAUAGUGCAUACUUUAAAGAUCAUGACGUGAGGUCGCUUUAGUAGGAGGUACGAUGCUCCAGGGCCCCGCUUGUACACCAUUGUUGUUGUGUUGGAUCUGUUGCCUGGUUGCCUAUCGGUAUAACAAGUUGAUGUUGAUGAGAGUGGACGGACUUGAUGAUGAGAAUU